This is a messenger RNA of Odocoileus virginianus texanus, 864 nucleotides long. NCBI's taxonomy places the organism in Eukaryota, Metazoa, Chordata, Mammalia, Artiodactyla, Cervidae. The record is from RefSeq and is a predicted model, not a curated record.
AUGCACCCCCAACCAGCCACUCAGCACUCAAGAGAGCAGGGCUCUGGUCCUCAGUCAGCCUAUCUAGCCCCAAGGCCCGAAGUGGUCUUUGGAGAAGUUUCCGAGAAGACUGCUUGGAGGCGUGGGGCAGAACAGCUCGCCCGAGCAGGCUGCUCACACAUACUCUUGCUCCCCAGCAGUGCCCCUGGCUCGCCUUUAUCAUUCUGGACAUUGGGGCUUGAGAGGCAAGGGCGCAGCCCGAGUCACCCCGGUCCUCGUGGCUACGCUCCGGGCAUUCGUGCGCCUGACAAGGCCCGCCCGGCCCUCGCCCUGGAGGCCUUUGGGUGCCUGGCCUGGGGCUACGCCAGCCGCCUGUGGGAGCAGCUGCGGCAGUUCUGGAUCGACCACUGCUCGCGGCGCUUCUCACCGCGACGCCCGCCGCUGCGCCGCAUCUCCUCCAUGUCUACCUUCUACCUCUUGGACCACCAGACGCGCCAGGCGGAACUAGGCCUCAGCUACGGCCCGCCGCGCACGCGCCUGAGCGACGAGGCCUUCGUGUUCCGCGGCGGACGGUGGACCGCCGAAGGCCAGCCAGUGUGGUCGCCGCCGCAGCUGCCCUCGCAGACCAUCGCCGGCUGGAAGGCACAGAUGCAGCGAGUCAAAAGCCAAGUGCUGCUGGAGGAGAACAACUACCUGAAGCUGCAGCAGGAACUGCUUAUGGACAUGCUGACGGAGACCACAGCCCGAAUGCACCUGCUGGAGAAGAAGCUCGACCACGGGGCAAGCCCGGCUGCCGCGGCGUGCGCCUGGCAAAGGAAGACGCGCAAGCGCGAAGGCGCGGGCUGCCUGCCCAUGCUCGAGCCGCGGGCUCCGGAGUCGCGGUGA